AUGCCUCCCAAAGCCCAGAAUUCAACUAACAAGGUCAAGUCUAUAUGGAGUCGGUUACGGCGGAAAUCACCUCCAGCGAAAAGUUCGGAUACGAAGAGCUCGGGUGUGCAAAAAGUGGCAGCUACUGAAGCCUCAGAAAUGGGAAGGACAAGAGACAUGUCAACGCCCACGACUUCGGUUAGAGGAGAAGAGUCUACCUCCUCGCCUGAACGCGACGAUUCUCGAGUCGUGGAGCUCGCCCCAUCUCAGACCUCGGAGCAGGAACACAAGAAACAGGAGAAAUCUACCAACACGAAUCCACCCACCAAACCGCCACUAGUGCAAUCUAUUUCAGGUUCACGACAGAUUGAACAUGUCGGCGUCCUAAAGCAAAAGUUUUACAAAUGA
Serendipita indica DSM 11827 is the source of this 387-nucleotide messenger RNA. NCBI's taxonomy places the organism in Eukaryota, Fungi, Basidiomycota, Agaricomycetes, Sebacinales, Serendipitaceae. The record is from the annotation of a GenBank genome assembly.